Molecule: messenger RNA, 576 nt
Organism: Kazachstania africana CBS 2517
Lineage: Eukaryota; Fungi; Ascomycota; Saccharomycetes; Saccharomycetales; Saccharomycetaceae
Exons: 1
Coding region: 1-576 (191 amino acids)
Source: RefSeq, a predicted model, not a curated record
AUGGUUUUGACCAUGGGACAACAGUUGUCCCUCGUCAUAAAUCCUUGCGUGUGCCCAAGGUUGGUAGCACAAGAGAGAGAGAGAGAGAGACAGAGGGACAAAUGGAGGAAGAUAGAAGUUCAAAGAAAAGGAGCAGAGGGGAUCAGAAUGGUGAGGGGCAGUGGAAGCAAUGGAGGGACAAAAAAAUCGAAAGGGCAAAAAAAAAAAAAAAAAGAAAAUUCCUGCGAUAAGAGAUCACGAGGAGUAGUCGUGGCUCUUAAUUUCUUUUUUUUCCUUCUGUUAUUCGGAAUAUGGGAGAUGGCCUUGGUGGGACAAAAGAAGAAACGUGAGCUGUGCUGCAAAGAGGGACAAUCAAAAUCACGAUCUCUUCAGUGCGCCAACGGUACCCGGAAUUUUUCUUAUCGAUACAGCGUAACUACUACCUUCGUCACGAAUUGGUACGGAAAAGAAAAAUUUGCCACGCGAAGGAUGCGCGCACACGUGCAGAUUUUCCGGAUGGAUAGCCGGAAGAGGGACAAAAAGAGUCAUUUUUUCUUGUUACCAAAGUUUUUGGGCCUCUCAAAGAAAAAAAGAUAA